AUGAGUCAGUUUUUGUAGAAAUUUACUUAAGGGCUGAAGAUGGGCAGCAAUCUAUUUUAACAUAGAUUAUCUCAACAAAGAAUGUUCUUGACCAACUAAUUUUGGCGUUAGAAUUAAAACCAAUAAUAGCAAAGCAGUGAAAUAACAUAAGUUGUUAAUAAUUAAGAGUAAAACUUCCAAAGAGAUCAAUAAAGAAAAGGUUUUAAUUACUGGAUUGCAGGUUUGGUUCCUCUUUUCUUGUUCUUAGAAGACUAGAGAAGGAAAAAGGAAUAAAUUAAUUGCUUUUGGGGAAAAAACAACUUGAAAAAAAACAGAAUUACUGGUAGAAUAGCCUCAACUGAAUAUAAUGCAAACGAUCCUAUUGAAGAUAGACAUGUGUGCAAGCAGUUAAAGAACAUUGAUGCUUAUGUUUGUGCAGUUUUUGAUGGCCAUGGUGGCUGGUCUCUUUCAGAAUAUGCUAGCAAGUUGCUUAUUGAUGAAAUUGAUUUGCAACUUGAUUAGCUUAAAAAGAAAGAGUACAAAAAUGAAGAAUAAUACAUAUCAGAAGCUAUAACUAAGGCCUACGAGUAUAUUGAAAUAUCUUUCUACGAGUUAGCAAUUCAAGGAAAAAUUGCCAGACCUUUCAAUGUAGGAAGUUGCGCUUUAGUGACUUUAAUAAAGGAUGACAAAGUUUAUGCUGCAAACAUUGGUGAUUGCAAGGGAGUUAUUAUUAGUGAAAAUGGUAAGGAAUUUUAAGCUAGAAAAAUUAACCAUAAGCAAAAUGCAAACUCAAAGAAGGAGUAAGAUAGGUUAAAAAAAACCUUCCCUUCUGAUUAGGAUAUAGUCAUAUGUAAAAGAAAUAAUUAAUCUGCAUGUUAUGUUAAGGGAAGAUUGAUGCCUACAAGAGCAUUUGGAGACUAUCAUUUAAAAAUCAAAGACCACUUUAAGGGUAAAGGAUAAUUUAAUGGACCAUACAUUACUGCAAAGCCAGAAAUCCAGGUCCAUUAAUUAAAAAAAGAAGAUAAAUAUAUUGUAAUGGCCUCUGAUGGCUUGUGGGAUGAAAUGAAUAAAGCCACUAUUGCUAAAAUCGCUUACGAAAAUAAAAACGACAAAUCAAAAAUAGUUUCUUCGUUACUUAGCAGUGCUCUUUAGCACGCUGCAGAUGAAAAAAAAUUAACCCUCAAACAAUUAGGUGAUAUUCCAGCUGGAGAGCGUAGAAGUUUGCAUGAUGACAUCACUAUUGUAUGUGUUGAGUUAGAUAAAUAAUCUAAUUGA
Molecule: messenger RNA, 1254 nt
Organism: Tetrahymena thermophila SB210
Lineage: Eukaryota; Ciliophora; Oligohymenophorea; Hymenostomatida; Tetrahymenidae
Product: protein phosphatase 2C containing protein
Exons: 3
Biological process (GO): protein dephosphorylation
Molecular function (GO): protein serine/threonine phosphatase activity
Source: RefSeq, a predicted model, not a curated record